AUGAGUGAGAGAGACAUACAAAGCCUGAGCAAAUGGGUUUUCGUGCUCACUCUCUGCCUUACCACGCUGUGGGGAAGACUGACUCUGGCCUCCACCCAUCACAGAAGCCAUUCAGUGCACGUGGAGCCUGGCACCUGUGAGGUGAUCGCAGCUCACCGCUGCUGCAACAAGAACAAGAUCGAGGAGCGCUCGCAGACGGUGAAGUGCUCCUGCUUCCCGGGGCAGGUGGCAGGGACGACUCGGGCAGCUCCCUCCUGUGUGGAUGCCUCCAUCGUGCUGCAGAAGUGGUGGUGCCAGAUGGAGCCCUGCCUAGCUGGGGAGGAGUGCAAGGUUCUGCCUGACCUCUCAGGCUGGAGCUGCAGUAGUGGCAACAAAGUGAAGACGACCAAGCCCCUGUCUGAGGCAGUCAGCUGUGGCAGAGCACUACAUGAUUAUUAUUUUCCUGGCUUGCUGAAUGCCCUGAAGAACAAGGUAUAA
Molecule: messenger RNA, 477 nt
Organism: Indicator indicator
Lineage: Eukaryota; Metazoa; Chordata; Aves; Piciformes; Indicatoridae
Gene: TAFA3
Product: TAFA chemokine like family member 3
Exons: 4
Coding region: 1-477 (158 amino acids)
Molecular function (GO): receptor ligand activity
Source: RefSeq, a predicted model, not a curated record